UCUUGUCAUCCAAUGAGAGUGAUCACAAUUGGUUGAUUUGCGGAAGUGCGUCACAUUGUUUACAAUUCUAACGGAUCUGGCUUUGUUGUAGGCGACCGCGGCGCGUUAACAUAACCACAGAUUCUUCAGCGUGAUUUGAACGGCAACCACAAUGUCUAUUUCAUGUGCUUAAGUAACGUUAUUAUAUUAGUUUGUCACAUGUUCAGUGCGAGUCUAACCAUUGCAAAGAAGGUUAGUGUGCAAUUCAUAACUUUAGAUUUCACGUCACUGCCCUAAAAUAGUCACGAGUCAAGCCACUGCAGAUGCUAUAUAUGGAAUGAGACAUUUAAUACAUAAUUAAGUCGUUUUUUUAAUAUUAUUUUUUUUUAAGUAUGAUCUUAAAAAUAACAUCGCGUUAGUUCAUUUUAAGGUAACGUUAGCUACCGCUAACGUUAACUUUCUAAACAAAUGUAAAAUGAGUAGUGGUCUUUUAAUGCAACACUAAUAGAUUCAAUACCUAAUAACGUGGACAUUAAAUAUAUAAUAAUGUUAGCAUAAGAUACAAAACAAUGUUUCAAAUAUUGUUCCAGUCAAGAAGUGUUUCAUAUUGAACCACAGCUACUGUCAUUCAGUGUAAGUUAUGACAAUGUUGAGCAGUAAAUCCAACGACGAGAUCCGAUAUAUGCUGGAUGAUUAUGGAAUAAAACAUGGUCCUGUGGUCGAUUCCACCAGAGCUCUUUAUGAGAAGAAGCUGAGAGAAGCCAUGGUUAAACACAGAAGAACCCAACCUCAAUCCGAUAGGACAUAUUACAGGGAGGAGGAGGAGGAGGAAGUCACCUACAUUCACCAUCGCAGGCCUCAACAUUAUGGUGAUGUGAGCGACAGAAUGUGGUCGAAUUAUAGAGGGAUGGACUACGUAGAUGAGCCUGCUAUAUAUAGGACUCAAACUUCUUACAGCAAUACGUCACAAAUGAGAAACGUGUCGCUGGAGCCUCAAAUCCAGAAAACACCAGAGAAGAGUUCAACACACUUGGUCCCAGUUUGGCUACAGAUAUUAGUGUUUCUGAUUAUUUCUGGUCUUCUGUACUUAGUUUUUAUUAAUAUGGAACCAGCAGAGCCAGUCAAAAGACUGACGUAACCUUUCCUUUUAGUGAUCCAAUCAAACUGGAUUUUUAAAACCGCAAAUAUUCAAUUCAAUUUUUUAUUCAGUUUUUUCCAUGUUUUUUUUAACUUCAUACAUGUUGUUGAUUUUUUUUGUGUGAUGAUAUAUCAAAGUAAUAGUCCAACAUGGCUUCUCUUUUGAGAAUAUAAAGGAAGUGGGUGUUACAGGAUGCACCUGUUCAAGAAUUAUGUUCUUUUUGAAUUUUUUUUUUAUUACUGGGUUAAGAUGCAAUAACAGUCCAUUUUACAUAACUGUAUUUUUAGUCAUUUCUUGGGCUUUUAAUUUUUGGUAUAUUACUACUCGAGUGCUACUAGAAAGCCUUUUUGUAUAAUUACUUAAACAUUUUAUAGAUUAGUUACUAGAUUUAGUGUUUGUGUAUUUUUCCAUGCAAUAUGUCUGGAAGUAUCAGUAUUUGGGACAGACCCUUGAUUUAUAUGUAUUUGAAUACCCUGGAGCCACAUAACAUGAGUGUCAGAAUCAAUGCUUUCUGAUGUUAUUUAAAAACAACUGGUUUUAUUAAAAGGUACAUUUUAUAUACAUAUAAAAAUGUUCAUUAUUUAACUUGUUUGUUUACAGUAAAAACACAAGCAUGUCAAAAUUGUGAUUUUUGUUUUUAAUGGCAAAAUAAAAGUAAAAAUUGUAUUACAUGUACCAAAAUCUACAAUAAAAGAACAACCAUUAGUUCUCUAUACUGCAAUACAUGAAUAUAACAGGAAGUGACCGUAUUGUUUUGUCACACUUUACUAUACUAUUGUUUUUUUAGAGUACAAAACAAGUGUUUUAAACUAAAGUUGUUCAUUUCAAAUCUGUCAGCCUCUACCGAUGACAUUAAGAACCUCACAUUUUUUUCCCUUGUUGCAAAUGGAGUGUAUAUUCAAUUCUACUGUAGUGUUUGCAACUGUUUUCUUAGCUUUACUCAACAUUAGUGCUGCUUAAAAUGUUCACCGUAUGCCUAUAUUCCAUUACUAUUAUUAAUUAUUGUUCCAUAAUAUUUGUAAAUACAGACAUUAUAUUAUUCUGUACUACAUUAGAAUAAAAUGAGGAUUUGUUCUUU
Pimephales promelas (fathead minnow) is the source of this 2195-nucleotide messenger RNA. RefSeq lists its product as uncharacterized. The record is from RefSeq and is a predicted model, not a curated record. Lineage: Eukaryota; Metazoa; Chordata; Actinopteri; Cypriniformes; Leuciscidae.